Molecule: messenger RNA, 1356 nt
Organism: Trichomonas vaginalis G3
Lineage: Eukaryota; Parabasalia; Trichomonadida; Trichomonadidae
Product: intramolecular oxidoreductase activity, transposing S-S bonds
Exons: 1
Coding region: 1-1356 (451 amino acids)
Biological process (GO): protein folding; response to endoplasmic reticulum stress
Cellular component (GO): endoplasmic reticulum
Molecular function (GO): protein disulfide isomerase activity
Source: RefSeq, a predicted model, not a curated record
AUGUUUGGAUUAUUACUAGCUAUUCGCGUUACUACUCAAAAUUCAUCGGAAAACCUUCCUAAUCUUGUUGGAUCUGAACUUGAAAACUUCGUUAAAGCUCCAGGAAAAUCAGUCGUAUUUUUCGGAAUUGAUUAUCCACAGAAUAUUGAAUAUGCUAACUAUGGUAUAUUUAAGAAUAAGGAUUCUAUAAGAUUCUGCACAGCACCAGCAAACGAAAGCGAAAAAUUCAAUGUUAAAACUAAAUCAGUCAUUGCAUUCGAGAAUGGAGAGAUUAUUAAUUCACCAUUCAAGGCAGAAACAUCAGGAUUGUUCCUUCGCUGGCUCAAUUUCAUUAAGAAUUCUCAGAAUUACCAAGUUAAAACUUCCGGAGAAUUAAAAGGAUUAUUUAACAUGGAGAUAAAUACUAUCUUCGGAGUUGGCAUCCAGACAAUUCCUAAGGAGUAUGCUACACAAUCAGUCUUUCUUGUCAGUCCUUCCUUGUUUAAAGAAAUCGGACUCCCAGAUGUUGAAUCAGGUCUUUACCUCUACAGAUCCUGCGAUAGACAGUUACUCCAAAUCAAAUCUUCCGUUGAAGAAAUCAGCAAAUGCGAUGUAGAUUCCUAUAAUCAAUCAUUAAUCAAGACAAAGCCAUUCGUUGCUACAUAUAUCGUUGAUGUCAAUGAUACAGAAUCAGCAGAAAAGAUGUAUUCGAAGCUUGGCUACUUGAAGUCAAAAUUUGGUGAAAAAUUAUUUGCUUUAGCCCUUCCACGCGAAUACAUUGCGCCAACAUUACGUCAACUUAAACUCGAGUCCGUCUUACAGCCAUUCUUCUUAAUUAAAAACACUACAAGCCGUACAGAAAGAUAUUUCCAGACUUUGGAAGAUGGAGACAUCUUUGAUAUCAAAUAUAUUGAAAACUAUGUUGCUAAAGUUCUCAAUGGCGAACUCGAACCAACUCCUCUUUCAAAGGCUGAAUCACAAUUGAAUAAUUACGGUCCUCUCAAGGAAGUAACAAGGAAAUCCUUCAAGAACCUUGUCCUCGACUCAAAGAACAACACAUUGGUCGCAGUUACAGCUCCUUGGUGCGGACAUUGCAAACGCCUGAAACCAGUGCUCAACGCAACAGCUCACGUACUCCAUGGAACUCCAAACAUGUUGUACGUAUACGAUGAUGACGCAAACGAUAAGCCAUCAGAGUUUCCAGAAAUUGAUGGAUACCCAACUUUACUUUUAUGGAAUGGAACAAGCCCAAAACCAAUGCAGUUUGAGGGAUCAAGGAAUAUGAAGACAAUCAUCGAGUUCCUUCAUAACAAUACAGUAAUUCCAUUCGAUAUCCCGGAAUAUAACGAAACAGAGAUCCUUGGUCUUUACAAAUAA